Coregonus clupeaformis (lake whitefish) is the source of this 1035-nucleotide messenger RNA. Its product is annotated as cysteinyl leukotriene receptor 2-like. NCBI's taxonomy places the organism in Eukaryota, Metazoa, Chordata, Actinopteri, Salmoniformes, Salmonidae. Bases 1 to 1035 code for a protein of 344 amino acids. The record is from RefSeq and is a predicted model, not a curated record. Gene Ontology annotation, molecular function: G protein-coupled receptor activity. The transcript has 3 exons. Gene Ontology annotation, cellular component: plasma membrane. Gene Ontology annotation, biological process: G protein-coupled receptor signaling pathway.
AUGGUGACUGCAUUGCUUAGCAACAGCGGAGCGCUGUUCGUGUUCCUGCGACUGACGCCCAAACGCUCUGCCUCCUCCAUUCUCAUGACCAACCUCGCCCUAUCAGACGCAUGCUUCUCCCUUACCCUGCCGUUUCGAUUGGCCUACUACUUCAGAGGCGCUCACUGGGACCUCCCUGAUUGGCUGUGCCGACUCUGUGUGUUCUGCUUCUACCUCAACCUCUACACCAGCGUUCUCUUCCUGACUGGACUGAGCGUGCUUCGUUGGCUGGCCGUGAUGAAGCCUCUUCAUCAUCGAGCCUUGGCCACGCCCCACCGAGCCUCAUUGGUCUGCUUGGGCAUCUGGCUGUUUGUGGGUGGAACUUCGGUCCCCUUCCUGUUUUCGGGGACCAGGGUGAGAGCGGGACUAACACGCUGCUUCGAGCCCCAUAACUCUGCCUCUUGGAAGAGGAUCUUCAUUCUCAACUACGUGGGCGUGGCAUUUGGCUUCUUGAUCCCAUUCGUCAUCAUCCUUGGUUGCUACAGCAGCAUCAUCCGCCGACUGACAGCUACAGCCAGAAGCCAAAAGCUACAGACAGGGAGCCUGAAGCAUAACCAGGGGAGACAUCGUCGCCGGCGCCAGUCUCUGCGUCUAGUCGCCAUGGUGAUCUGCACAUUCCUGCUGUGCUUCCUGCCCUAUCACGUGGCUCGCUCACUGCACCUGCACGCAGUGGUGGGCGGGUGGGGCUGCGUCGUUACUGCGACACAGCAGCGGGUGUUGGUGGUGACGCUGUGUCUGGCGGCGACCAACAGUGUGUUGAACCCUCUGUUGUAUUACUGUGCCGGGGAGUCCUUCAGAACGGCCAUACGCAACGCCUUGUCACGACGACGGUCCCUCUCCUCCCCCACUCAGGGCAGCUUGCUGUACUCUCAUAGGAAGAGGAGUAUUCCCACAAUACCUUCAACACCAACAAUGCCAGAAACACCCCUCGCUCUACCCCUAACCCUUCCUGGGUCCAUACCAGAAACACUCAGCCCUGUGAAUGACAGUCCAUAA